Messenger RNA from Hermetia illucens (black soldier fly), 2948 nucleotides. Its product is annotated as non-structural maintenance of chromosomes element 4 homolog A-like. Lineage: Eukaryota; Metazoa; Arthropoda; Insecta; Diptera; Stratiomyidae. The record is from RefSeq and is a predicted model, not a curated record. Bases 190 to 1101 code for a protein of 303 amino acids. Gene Ontology annotation, biological process: DNA repair. The transcript has 6 exons. Gene Ontology annotation, cellular component: Smc5-Smc6 complex; nucleus.
GAACCCACUUCAAGUGUUUUAUUCUGCUACUUGACUGGUUACAGUCGACAGAUAAGUUAAAGUAUUUUUUCAAGUGAUUGUGAGCAUUGAAACUUUUUUCGAAUCGAAAAAGAGUAGUUCGGUCUCGGAAAGCAGCAAGAUACUGGAAACUAGACAAAGCCUUCUCUUGCAAAUCAUACUACUUCCAGGAUGCAGUCUCGUCCAUGUACACAGGACGCUCUAGCAAACCCCAUGAGUUCAACAUCGAAUACAAUGAAUAGUGGGGAAAGGAAACGUCAGUAUAUGAAGCUGAUCGAGCGUGGAAAUGAACUGCAAAAAGAAAUGGCAGCGCAUAGUACGGACAGUACAUGCGCCAUCAAGGAAGUUUCUUAUCUCGUAAAUGAAUCGAAUAAACUGAUAAACUUCACGACAACUAAUAACCAUGCUGAGAGCACAUCAGAAGCACUUAUGGAUUCGCAAGUGAUGAAAAUUUCACAUGAAAUCGUUACAGACGUCGUGAACAUAGUUUGCAAUUUGGAGUUCUCGACAGAGGAAUACUGCGCCGCAAUUAAAGGUAAAUUUGCCGGCAAUGCGUCGAUCGAUUGGAACAUCAUGGCAAGUGUCAUUGCAGGGAAGUUUACAGCACACAAGAAUAAUAUCUGCCUUCUGGGCUCUUUUAAAAACCAACCGCCAAAAAUUGUACAAAAGCCGGCGAGAACAAGGCGACCUAAAUCGACUCCGUCACAGCUUAUAAAGCCUGAAGAUGUGAAAAAACUAGAAUCAGAGACCCGAACAGGGAAAAACCUAAACAUAUUCCUGACCAAAUUCGUUAAGGUGUUUAUAGCAAACAAAAAACAACCAAUCCCGUAUUAUAAAGUCAUUAUUGACCCUGCGGACUUCAUGCAAACACUAGAGAACGCCUUCCAGGUGGCUUUUCUAGUCAGCAAUGGUUCUGCUGUGAUUGAAGAAGAUGAAGACGGAAUGCCAGUGGUCAGACCGGUGUUUGACAAAUCUGAAAAUAACUCUAAAAAGGUGCCAGUGCAAGCUGUGUCCAAUAUUACAAUGAAGAUCUGUCUGGACAUGGCAGAACGUUACAACAUAAGGGAACCUCUAAUCAAAUAGCUAAAUAGCAACGCCAUCCUUCUGGAUUGAAGGUUAAUAUGACGAUCAAAAUAUUUAGGAAUAUUUUUUUUUUAUUUGUUACAUCUACUGUUAACAAAAUCCUUUCGAUGUCCCAAACUUACGUUUUUGUUCUGGUGAAGAUUUUUGAUAUCGGUUUCGCCGUAAUUUCGGCACGGUUUAUAGCAAUGACUGUACGCUUGUCACCAAAACUGCUAUGAUAAUAAUCGUUGGCGCAAUAACCCAAUUAAAUCAGGGCUUUGAAGUGUGUUAGAGCACUUCUUUCAAGGCUGUAACGAUACACUAUUGGAUUUACAUUACCCUGUAGGAGGCAGGCAAUGUGGUCAGCAUUGCGCUCGCCCGAGAUUAUUACCCUGAUUUGACUUAGGUACUUAUUCACAGCUGAGUCGACUGGUAUCCAACGUCAAAUCACGAUGCAACUUCCACUGCCACCAGUGAGAUUUGAACUGCAACCUUCCGUACGACGGCCUUGUGCUCUAACCACGCGGCUAUCCGGACACACCAAAACUGCUAUGAUAAUGAUAAAGUAGGCUUACUCCAUAUUCAAAAACAAAUUUUGUCGCCUUUUCCUGACGUAAGUUACGCGGUAAUCUCUAAUUCGGUAUUGUGUAAAAAUGCAAGUGCAUUGACUAAAAAAUCGCUGCAAUAAGGGACACUUCGAGAUGUAUAUGCAAACCAAAAUGAGUCUAAUGUUAAUCGGAUUGAGGAAACUAGAGACAAGACAAAAAGGAGACAGCGGAAAAGGGAUUCAAAUUAGUAAAUCCACCCGAGCGACUGUAAACGCAAUAACACAUUCUCUGGGGAAACAAGGGAACGAGCAAAUAAGUUCCCUAGAGAAAGAUUGAAAUGAAUAAAUUUAGAAGUGAAACAAGUUGUGGAUUUUUUAUGUAAAAAAUACAACCUUGGCCGAAAGUAUUAGGCAAUAUAUAAUUUCAGUUUUUCUCUCAUUUUGCGAAUAAAUUGAAACUCUUCUAGCCUCCUUUUAAACGAUCGCGAACUGGGUCGGCCAGUCCAACCACGCAAUGCUUUGAACCAACGCAUUGCCGUAGCUAAUUUGUGAUAUGGGGCGUUGCGUUGUUAGAAUUUAAUCUCACCCAAGUUAGUGUCGCCAAAAGUGCACGUUAAAGUUCUGUUCAUACGAUCCAGCAGCUAGUAUGUCCAGCACUGAACGUGUCAGGUACAACCGAAUUUUUCCAUAUAUUUCCUAUGAGAGUAUUCAUACGAUCCAGCAGUAGGCGUUCCAGAUCCAUACAGACAUAGUGUUCGCAUACAAACUUACAAAGAGAACAGAAAACGAAGUAAUUGUAAAAUCGCUAAUUUCGCAUAAUUUCUUGUACUUAUAUUUAAAUUCGAAGUUGGCGCGUGUUAAUAUUUUGUUAGGAUAAGCAAGUUUAGGUUAAGGAAAAUUGUAUAUAAAGAAGAUAUUAGACUGAAGUAAAUGAAUUGUUAAUCAGUGACAAAAGCCUUUACUUUCUUUCCUUUGGUGAGACUGGCAGAGGAACUGAACAGCUCAGCCUGCAUAUACUAGCGCUAUACUAGUUAUAUAGCGGACAGAAAACUCUCAGUACUGAACUGGUAAUAGGCAUUCCAGCAGCGAUACUGCUAUUCCAAUACUGAACUAGAGUCCAUGUGUAGACUGCCAUGCGAACUUCUAUUUCAUUUGUAAUUUCGCGAAAAAAAUUUGUUCCUUUUUCAGUUAUGAAUUUACCAUCAACUUGAUUAUGACUACAAUGUCAUGCAGAAAGAAAGGUAGUUGCAUUUGUCGAUAAAAAUCAUACAAACUUUACAUGCAUUCAUUUUUCAUUAGUUUACAUUGAUGAAAUCAUUGA